CAGCGAACGCGAUGACCAUAGUCGUGUCAUCCGGUGCUUCAUCACCGCCUGUGGGAUCAGCGAGUGCACCACCGAGCGCCGCGUAGGAUCCGAACAGGACGAGAAAGCUCGUCGUUCCUGAGUAAUCCUCACUCGAUAUGCUUCCCCAGCGCCCCGAGUAAGAAGCCCGCGCAGCUCUCUUGACCGCAAACGCGUCGACGAUGAACGGAACCGCGGCCACGGGCUCGGCUUCCUGCCGCUUCGCCCACUAUUUCGUGGUGUGUGGAGUGGACACAGAGACGGGCCUGGAGCUGGAUCCUGGAGCAGGUGAGGGGUUUGAACAGAGCCCCAUCCGACGGUCCUUCAAGUCGAGCGUUUUGGUGCAUUACCCUGAAAACACCGAGAGAAACCCGUUCAAUAAAGAUGCUGUCAAUAUGCUCUGCAUGCCGAGGGGCCUCUCCUUCCGCACUCAAGCUGACAGUCUGGACUCAAAGUUUCACUCCUUCACUGUUGGAUUUGACGACGGAAGCCGCUCGUACGGCUUUGUCCACACCUACUACGAGGAGGUGACCAGUCCUCAGAUCAUCACAGCCAUGCGGACUCUCUGCCAGAUGCACCAUGUGGAACAUCACUCCUCCUCUGCCUCCUCCUCCUCGCCGUCCUCCUCCUCCUCUGCUUCUUCGGCCUCCUCACCCUCGACCUCCAGCAUGGACUCGCUUGCGAGCAGCCUGGACGAGUCGGAUGCUGAGUCUGUGGGUUCCGCCUGCCUGGGGUGUGCAAGCACCUUUGACCCCACGCAUGACACGCUCUUCGUGUCCAAAGCCCUCUGUCUCCUCACUCCCCUGCCGUUUCUUCAAGCUGCUCGGGAGUUUUUGUCUCAGCUCCAUCAGGCUGUGACGUCGCAGUCUGCCCCACCCCUUCCUCUGGAGAGCUACAUCCACAACAUCCUGUACGAGGUGCCCUUGCCUCCACCUGGACGGUCAUUGAGGUUUCAUGGUGUUCAGGGACCUAUUUUGUGCCAGCGACCUGGACCAGGGGAGCUCCCGCUUGGGGAGUUCCCUCUUGGAGAAGCCUUCUCUCUGCUCGGUGUGGACAAUAUGGUCCAGCUACUCACCUGUGCUCUUCUGGAGACACAGAUCCUGCUCUGCUCUCAUGACUACCAGCGUUUGAUGACUGUGGCAGAGGGGGUCACCACCCUGCUGUUCCCUUUUCAAUGGCAACACAUCUACCUACCGAUCAUCUCUGCCCCUCUUCACCACCUCCUGGAAGCCCCCGUGCCAUUUUUUAUAGGUAUUCAGCGCAGAGACGGCUCUCAGAGGUCUGCUCUGCAUUUACCACAUGAGGCCAACCUGUGUCUUGUGGAUAUUGACAACCACUGUGUGGAGGCUCCGGAGGGUCUGCCAAUGUUUCCAGACAAGACAGAGUUGAUCCAAGAACUGAGCGAGAUCCUGUUAUGUUUUGGGAUCCCUCCAACCGGAGGCGAGGUCACCAAGUCUGACAUUGCACCACCUCCGCUAAACAGCCUGGUCCUGGAGGAUUUGAUGGAGGAUCGAAGGAACGGGAACCUGGGCGGCGAGGAGUUGGCCGUGCUGGAGAGGCUGCAGGCUUUAGCUCGCAGGUGUGGCGGGAAGACGCCGGCUGGAGAGAAGACGUCGGGACACGUCCUGGAAGAGGAGGGCAACCUUCGGGCUGCCAAGUUGAACAUCCAGCUGAGGGAGGUGUUUGCCGGUCGCUUUGCUGCCAUGUUCGGCAGGUACGAGGACUUUGUGAUUCACAGCGCUCUGGAUUUAGACUCCUGGCUGAGCAACCGAGAAGGGACCUUCAACUUCGACAAGGGCUCCUUCCUGUCAGCGCAGCCGGCUGCCCACUUGCUCUUCUUGUCGCGGUUCCUGGAGACCUCCAUGUUCUCUUCUUUUGUUGACGGGAAGGUGAUCGCUCGCUGGGCCGACAGAGAGCCCAUGCAGCAGCUUUUCGACAGCCGCCUGGAGAGAGAACGGCUGUACGAAGCGGAGGAGGAUGAUUCUGGCAGAAGCAACUACAAGAAAUGCACCAUGCUCUCUGAGUCAGCUCAAGCCAUCGAGCACAGACUGCUGAAGGCCGACCACACCGCCAUCCAUCCUCACCUGCUGGACAUGAAGAUCGGCCAAGGUCGUCACCAGCCGGGAUACUUCCCGAAGCUGCAGGCUGACGUGCUCGUUCAAGGACAGAACACUAACAAGAGGUCAAGCCGUGUCACAGCAUCACGCAGAACUGAUCCCAAAAUGUUGAUGUCAGCUGAGUCCACAGGAGCAGAGAGUGAUCAGAGACAGAAGCAUGCACUGGCGAGGAAGAACCUCCGUCAGAUGAAGCUGCUUGACCCGUCGCCUCAAGUGGUCGCGCAGACUCACCGGGACUUUGUUCAUGGGCUGCUGAAUGAGUGUCGCCUCAAGACCAAAAGGAUGCUGAUGGAAAGGAUGGGGAAGGAGAGUGUGGAACCAGGUCAGGGAGAAGCCAACAUCACCGGCCUGCAGGAAAGCACACUCAUCUACGGUCUGUGUGACCUACUGGAGAGAACCUGGGGCCAUGGGCUGCAGCUGAAGCAGGGCAAGUCUGCACUCUGGUCGCAUCUGCUUCACUACCAAGCCGCUCAGGUGAAGGUUGAGCUGCCACCUGAGUCUCCAGGGCCUGAGCCAGGGACGCCAGAUGAGGGCGCCUUCCUCCUCCGUGGAUCUCUCAUUAAAGAUAUGAGGUUCAUCCAGACCAUGAGUGAGGGCCUGUCAGAGGUGGGACAGGCUCAUGCCUGGAUCUCACUGGCCCUGGAGAAGAAGAUGCUUUCACAGCACCUCAAAGAGCUGCUCACAAACCAGGAACUGCUCAGGCAACUCUAUAAACCCCAUGCAUUCCUGCUCUGCGAGGAAGAACGUGAGCAGUUUUUAUUCCACCUGCUGUCGCUCAACACUGUGGACUACCUGUGUUUCACCAGAACCUUCUCCUCCAUCAGUAUUCCCUACCGCAUUGUGAUAAUACCCAUGAAGAAGCUGAGCAUAGCAAUGGCAACAGUGAACCCUUGGGUGUGUGUGUCAGGAGACAUGGGGGAUUCGGGCGUUAAACACAUCCCUAAAAAUACACAGGAGAUUUUCUUUCAGUGUACAAAUCUUGGGCGGCUGAGUACCCUGCAGCUGGGGCAGGAAAACUCUGGGCUUCUGGCUAAAUGUCUGAUCGACUGUGUGAUGGUCUACAAUGAGAUCACUGGACACACCUAUAAGUUCCCAUGUGGACGUUGGCUCGGCAAAGGCGUGGGUGAUGGCAGUUUGGAGCGAGUGCUAAUCGGUCAGCUUGUUUCCCCUGGUGGGGAGGAGGAUGCUGGAAGAUGGACAGGAACGCCUCCAGAGUUGACCUCACCUUCUCAGAGUGUCCGCGCCGUGCUGGGCUCCCUUAGCAACCGGAGUCGUGUGUUGUCCGGGGAAGUCCAUGAAGAUAUGAGGGAGGCGGCAAACAACCUUGUGAAGCACUUCCACAAACCUGAGCAGGAGAGGGGAAACCUGACAGUCUUGUUAUGUGGUGAAGGAGGUCUGGUCCUGUCUCUGGAGAAGUUCCUCCUCCAUGGGUUGAAGCCCAACCGGCUGUUCCAAAGAAACGUGUUUGUCUGGGAUUUUGUAGAAAAGGCUGUGGUUUCCGUGGAAACGGCUGAACAAAUUGGGGACCUACAUGGAGCAGAACUUAUGAAGAAUCCUCCUUGCCAGUUGCUGUGUCAUUACGUCAACUCCAUCAAUGCAUGUCCCCGCAACAUAGGGAAGGAGGGGAAGUUUCAGCUGUUUGUCUGCUUGGGAGUGAGGGACCGCCUGCUCUCUCAAUGGCUCCCCCUCCUGGCUGAGUGUUCUCUGACAGCACGGACGUACGAGGAGGGGGCUCUGCUGCGGGACCGUGCCGCAGUUCACUCCCUCUCACGCAUCCUUCACACGCUCAACGAGUUCACCGUCACACUGGAGACUGCACUUGUUAAAGGCGUGGAACUCUGACCCAAAUGGACUGCCACUGCGAGGUGUUGCCUCCUGAAAACAAGAGACACUGAGAAACGUGACUGGAGAUGAGCAACGAACUGGAAGAAGUCACUGGAAGGCCAUGGACGACUCCGGCUCCAAUCAUAUUGCCUUGUUCUCGGAUGGAAACGGACUUCAGGAACUGAUCUGAUUCGAGUGUUUACACUGUGAAACUCUGCUUGGUUGCAGAUAGGAAGUCAUUAUUGCACAUCUGCAUCCGAUACUUUGGCUUCUGAUAUCAGUUACCGUACCUGACUCUUACAGUACAACCUCCUGUUUUAUUGCUCGCACUUCAAUUUUAAUCUAGUCACAUGCAUGGCCAAAUGUUUUGCAGCUCUCCUCUGAAUUUAUUCAACUGUAUGUAUCCAAUGGUUGAUAUAAAAUGUAGUGUUCUCUAUCAUAAGUUAAUAUGGAUCUCUUAAGCUGUGUAACAUUUGGAUAGACUCCCUCCUGUCUCAUUCACCUUUCAUUUGCACUGAAGUGUGUUGGUGAUUCAAGAAACCAAAAUAGUACCCAAUUGUGUCAUGUUAACUAGUGGGAACCAUUGUACAUAUUUCUGCUUCAUAGUUCAAACAUAGGUGGUGUUAUGAAUUUGUGGCAUUAUCUUCUGUUAAAAAAAAAAAAGUACCUUGUUUUCGUCGAGAAUGGACUCGACUAUAUUUAAGAUUCUGCGCUGUUCCUCUCUGAAAUAUUCAUAUGCAACAUAGACUGCGUGAUGUUUUUUUUUUCAUGGUUGAAUUAAGAUUUUUGCUGUCCUGCACUGUCCUACAAGCACUACAAAAUCACCACCACGACCAAGUUAACUAACAGUUAGAGAAGGCAAUAACGAACUGUUAUUUAUGGUAUGUGCUGUCAAAGAUUAAAAUUAUUAUUUAAAUCAUUAA
This is a messenger RNA of Synchiropus splendidus (mandarinfish), 4882 nucleotides long. Its product is annotated as DENN domain-containing protein 5B-like. The transcript has 21 exons. NCBI's taxonomy places the organism in Eukaryota, Metazoa, Chordata, Actinopteri, Syngnathiformes, Callionymidae. The record is from RefSeq and is a predicted model, not a curated record. Gene Ontology annotation, molecular function: guanyl-nucleotide exchange factor activity; small GTPase binding. Bases 201 to 3977 code for a protein of 1258 amino acids.